ACACACAGACACACACCCACACAGACACUCACACACACACACACACACACCUCCUCCCUCAGUGGUGUUUUGUAUUCCUGGCGCUGUUUCUGCAGUUUGGGCCACACAUCUGGACUGUGAGACUCGUCGUCUGACUUCAUCUCAUCACUGCUGUUGAAGACAUCAUGGGAAACCGCCAGUGCAGCAUUGAGGUUGAGAAUAAGUGCUCUGAGUACACCCUGGGUAACCCACGUUGGUACACUUACAGUGGAUUCUGUGAAACACCUUUUCCACCAACGCUUGACCCCUCUAAAUCUGGCAGCGCUCUGUUCAUCAAGACUCCUGGCGCAGCCUGUGGAUCUGUUGGAGUCUUCACCUACAAUCGACUGAAUGGAUCCACAAAUUUAAACGAUGGAAAAAUAGCUGUCAUGUUCUCUAAUCCUUUUGAUUUCAACUGGUACUCUAACUGGUAUGCGGUGGGAGUCUUUGACAUGGCCACAACAUGUGAUUAUGAUCUUUAUUAUAAGAUGUAUUACGAUGUAGGGGAAGGGUUUGUCAGAGGUAAAGCUGCAGACGGCAGUCUGAUUUACGAAAGUAAACUUGUUACCAUCAAAGCCUCCAUGUCAGACAGUUACCAACCUGUCAUCAAGGUGCAAGUUUGCGAAGUGUGAAGUUAGAAAGUUGAAAUUUUAAGCAACCAGGGUUGGAAAUGAACGGGGGCUCGGGGUAAAACGCCCCUAAAAGAAUGUAAAGUUGCCUUUGAAUUGGGAUAACGGGGCUUUUAAAUGUAAAAUAACCAGUUAAACAAAGACUUAAUAUGUUUUAGAAAGUGUGUCCUGAUUUAGUUCCAAAGCUGUCAGAGUGCACGUUAUUUUAAACCACAGAGAACAGAACAUGAAGACAAUCAACAUUUCCUACCUGCUACAAACCUGUCAGGCCUGAUUCUUUCUGCAUUAUCUAUCUAUCUAUCUAUCUAUCUAUCUAUCUAUCUAUCUAUCUAUCUAUCUAUCUAUCUAUCAGUCAAUCAAUCAAUCCCAGUUGGCCCAGUAAAACAGAAAGUAGUUAGUUUAAGUCAAAUAAAUUAAUCUACUCAAAUGUUGAUGCGAUCAAACACAUUUUUACUGAACUGAUUUUUUAUCUAAAAACUAAAAAACGUGCUGCACUGACUGGUUAAAUACUGGUUAACUGACUGGUUAAAUACUGGUUAACUGACUGGUUAAAUGACUGGUUAAAUACUGGUUAUUUGAGUGGUUGAAAACUGGUUGACUGUCUGGUUAAAUGUUUCUAUCUAUAUAUCUCUACAUCUGUUCUCAGUCACUCAGGUCUAUAAGACAAAUAAAAUCUGAACAUUAAUAAAAUGGU
Molecule: messenger RNA, 1341 nt
Organism: Thunnus maccoyii (southern bluefin tuna)
Lineage: Eukaryota; Metazoa; Chordata; Actinopteri; Scombriformes; Scombridae
Product: DELTA-sagatoxin-Srs1a-like
Exons: 4
Coding region: 165-650 (161 amino acids)
Biological process (GO): monoatomic cation transport; pore complex assembly; cytolysis in another organism
Cellular component (GO): pore complex
Molecular function (GO): channel activity
Source: RefSeq, a predicted model, not a curated record